Messenger RNA from Eimeria necatrix, 1795 nucleotides. RefSeq lists its product as hypothetical. Lineage: Eukaryota; Apicomplexa; Conoidasida; Eucoccidiorida; Eimeriidae. The annotation marks the transcript as partial. The record is from RefSeq and is a predicted model, not a curated record. The transcript has a single exon.
AAGUGGGGGUUCGGGCGACCUGGGGAAAGAAGCAGAAGAUGCACUCCAGGCUCUUUCAUUCAAAGUUGAGGAAAACGUGCAGUCAGAAUAUGAAACAAGCCCCACAACAGGCGCUGGAAUUUUCGGCGGUGCGUUUCCUGCAAAGGCUCAACGAACGUACUUUGCAGCUGCCAUUGCUGGAUUUCUAAUUCUCGUUUUGGCGUGGUCUUUGAGAACAAAAGGCAAUAUCGAGCCAAAUAAGAACCACUUACCUGUUGAAGGAAAUACUGCAGUUCCAAGCCUACCAGGACAGGGUGGUGCAACGGGCGCACCAGAGCAACCACCGGGCCUGCAGCAGCCUCAGGUGCAGCCACAACCCGUAACGAUUCCACAGCCGCCACCAGUUUUUCAGGUUGUGCCGCCUGAGCAACCGCCUCAAGUUGUUCCACCUCCUCCGCCCCCUCAAGAACAGCCGCAAGUAGUGGCAGCGGAGCCAAGCAAGCCAGAGGAGCCAAAAGUUGAGGAGACACCAGUGACGACGAAAGAGAGCCACAAAGAAACGAACCUCGUUGGUGAACAGAAACCUCCACAGCCUGAGUGGCCUCCUGCUGCAGGGGGUGGCGAGCCGGGCAACUAUGACCCCGAAGAUGCAGCAGCACCUACCGCAGAUGACCCUGGUGUUGCUGCACAUGAAGCAACACGGGAAGAAGAAGCUGAAGCACCAGCACAAACAGAAGCAGUGAAGCAGAAGAUCACUGACGCUUCUACAGCGUUAAAAGCGGCUUUGGAUGAGUUUUCGCAAAAUGCUAACAAGGCUGGAGCAGAUGUGCAACGGGACUUUUGCCGCCGGUAUAUCCCUGGAAUUACAGGAGGUGCAGAUCACUUGGGUGCUAUAGCCUACGCCCAGUCCCUUGUAGAUGCAGCACUUCAACUAAAUCCAAAAGAGUCUGCUAGUCUUCGUGAAAAAACAACGCACUUGGUGAGGGUAGCUUUUGCAACUUCACUGUUGGAGGCAAUGAGCAUGCGUAUGAAAGAACUAAAAGCAAAUAAGGAACGGUUUAUGGAAUCUGCUGACGCGAAAGCGCAUUCGCGAAGGGCCUCGACAGGCUCUACAGAUUCGAGGGACACUGUAGAAGAACCAGCUGUGGACUUAACGCCUGUGAAAUUCUCCUACUUCUUAAAGAAAUUCAAUAAACAUCUGGGCGGCAUCUCGGAUGCUGUAAAACGGGCUGACAAGAGAGAAAAAGAGGCAGGAAUGGCAACGAUUCAAGGCGAUGUCACAAAGUAUCAAGCAGAGUGUCUCAUGGAGUUUCUAGCUGGCUCUAUCAUACAGAUCUUGGGUGACCGAAAAGUUCCAGACAAGAUGGCCCAGCACUUCAGUCGAUUGGUGGGUGAUCUGGGAGAAUUUUGCGAUCAAAAUAAGGGCAUGCCUCACCAAAAUUCAUGGACUAAUUACCUUUCCAGGUUUGAAUGCCCGGCGAGCGUGAUUGAGAAGGCUGAGCAGCGGUUUAACAACCUUGGAAUCUUUGGGGCACUCACCGAUUUUCUCUCCCACAUUUCCCAAGCUCUAGUUAAAAGGAGAACAGCUGAUCACCACGACCCAAAGUAUUUAGAGCAUCUAGAAAAACACUGGAACGUCGCCCAGUUGCAGAAGCUUGCAGAAGAAAUCAUAGAUGCUGACCGGCGAGGCAAGGAGAAAGCUUACCAGCUUAAACAGGAUAUACUGGAAGCUGCAGGAGACCUCUUGGAAUUCGAAGCUGCUCCAGCAGGCGAAGCUGACGUGCAACUUUUAAAGGCGGGAAUUGCUUUACUUUGA